Messenger RNA from Cylicocyclus nassatus, 611 nucleotides. Lineage: Eukaryota; Metazoa; Nematoda; Chromadorea; Rhabditida; Strongylidae. The record is from the annotation of a GenBank genome assembly.
AUGACACGCUCCUUAGGCAAGAUAUUAGGAUUUCAGACUUUUGUGAAGACACUGUCUGGGCACGUGUAUAAGCCAGAAAACCAGCUGCCUGCACGUGGACGAAAUCUUUCCUCGGAAUCUGCUAACAGCCUGCACUUGAUUGAUAAUCUGCCUUCUGUAGAAAGCACGUACUACGGAAUGGAUUUUUGGAUGAAUGAGACAAACACCAAGCAUUGUGGCGCAAAAAUCCGCGCUUGUCAUGCUCUAUCUGUAAUUCUUGGAGCUACUGUGGCAUUGCUGUUGAUCUCAAAUAUCGCCACUAUUAUAUACGUAAAGCGUCGUCCAAUCUAUCGCUUAGUUCGGAGAUUAUUUGGCUCAAUGGAUGAUGAAAUGAGGGAUAAUCUCGUUACUUCCGACUAUUCUGUGGUGCAGUCAUAGGCAAUCGGAACUUACCGUCAAUUUGACCGCAUGGACUGCUCAAACGCUGCGGACCACGCGCGGCGCGGCUGAAAAGUUGCGAGAUCACGACUUGUACAAUGGCGAAUUUGUAUUGGGGCAAGCGUUUACCUCGCAGCGCCCGCUCCGCAGUGAUGUCCAGUCCCUACGGUCAACUAAUCGACUAUACUACCGCU